AUGGGCUCAGUGUCGACGUCAUCAAUCUCGACAGCAGGAGCCAUCUCCGAGGAUGCCGGGGCGCUUUCUGCGUCGUUGUCAUCGGAGGGCAAGGGCAACGGGAAAUCUGAUUUUGGAGAGGACGGGGGACAAGAAAGGUCGACGGGCGCCAACGACAAUUCCACGGAAGGUGGCGAUGAAGGCGACGAAGUGGAAGUGGAAGAAGGGGAGGAUAAGGCGGAUAGGAUCAAGUCUAACAACUCCAGCAGCUUUGAUCCUACGCUCGGUGACGGCGAAGACGAGGAAGAGGGUGAUGAAGGCGAGAGGGUAGUAUUUGAACUGGUGCUGGAUACGCCUGCGCCUGCUGGCUACAAGAAGGAGAGGAUGGAACUCACGCGAGAAGAACACGACGAAGCUAAGAAGCUGGAGAACGAGAGGAAGGAGGGGCGAGAAUUGCAUGGAGAGGGAGACAGUACCAACGAGAGUGAUGUCGGGAGGUCAGCUAUCCAACAGGAGUGGACGACAAGUUGGAGGACGUCGGAACGCACGAAGGAGCACGAGCAGCUAAGCCGUGAAGUGCACCGUCCAGGGCACGCCGUCCGUGCUUUAUACUCGCCCGAAAUUUUUGCCCCACAUUUCGAAGCAGAACGCCGACAGCCCACAAAGGUGCUCACGUCCCAAGCGAGCACUUCGCAUGCUCCCGCAAAAGGCAAGUCGAAAGGAAAGCAAAUCUGGACCCUGGCACCCCUGCGCGCGCAUCUCGCUACCGUCCAUCUUCACACGAUCGCGAGGCGACGGGAUUGGGCACAUGCAGGGCGUCUCGGGCGCGAACGUGAUGGGACGUCAUAA
Molecule: messenger RNA, 828 nt
Organism: Heterobasidion irregulare TC 32-1
Lineage: Eukaryota; Fungi; Basidiomycota; Agaricomycetes; Russulales; Bondarzewiaceae
Exons: 3
Coding region: 1-828 (275 amino acids)
Source: RefSeq, a predicted model, not a curated record